AUGUCUGGUCACCAGAACAGGGCCUUUGCUGACGCCCACCGGUCAGAGCUGAUGGUGGACACUAUGGUGCCCAGGCUGGACGGGCAGACAGCGCAGACGGUGCGGCCCCGCACCCUGCCUCCAGCGUGGCGCCAUGGGCACAGCUUCCUGCAGCGGGACCCCUGCCCCUGGAUCCUGCAGCUCCUGAAGGGCAAGCUGGUGGUGGGCCACGACCUGAAGCAUGACUUCGAGGCGCUGAAGGAAGACAUGGGCAGCUACAGCGUCUACGACACGGCCGCCGACCGGCUGCUGUGGCGCGAGGCCCGGCUGGACUACUGCAAGCGCGUGUCUCUGCGGGUGCUGAGCGAGCGCCUGCUGGGGCGCAGGAUCCAGGGCAGCAGCUCUGGACACAGCUCCGUGGAGGAUGCCAGAGCCACCAUGGAGCUGUACCGCAUCUCACGGCACAUCCGAGACCGCUGAGGCCGCCGGCCCCGGACGCAGCCCCCGGG
Messenger RNA from Condylura cristata (star-nosed mole), 488 nucleotides. It is a transcript of the gene ISG20, whose product is annotated as interferon stimulated exonuclease gene 20kDa. Gene Ontology annotation, molecular function: exonuclease activity; nucleic acid binding. Lineage: Eukaryota; Metazoa; Chordata; Mammalia; Eulipotyphla; Talpidae. The record is from RefSeq and is a predicted model, not a curated record. Bases 1 to 459 code for a protein of 152 amino acids. The transcript is spliced from 4 exons. Gene Ontology annotation, cellular component: nucleus. Gene Ontology annotation, biological process: negative regulation of viral genome replication; defense response to virus; RNA catabolic process.